Molecule: messenger RNA, 1284 nt
Organism: Penicillium vulpinum
Lineage: Eukaryota; Fungi; Ascomycota; Eurotiomycetes; Eurotiales; Aspergillaceae
Product: CAZyme family GH18
Exons: 4
Coding region: 1-1284 (427 amino acids)
Biological process (GO): carbohydrate metabolic process; chitin catabolic process
Cellular component (GO): extracellular region
Molecular function (GO): chitin binding; chitinase activity
Source: RefSeq, a predicted model, not a curated record
AUGUUAAAACAUUUUGCCCUUGGCCUUUUGGCCGCUCAGUCCGUGGCUGCCGCACGCUUUGCAAUGUAUAUCGACCAGUACCAUCACAGCUCUCUCCCAGGCCAGGAGAGGACUGAAGGUAUUGACCAUGCAAUCAUGGCCUUCGCUAGCUCAACGCUGUUCAACUCGGACUCACCGCAACCAUACACGCCAUUUGAAAGCACCCAGACCAUGCGCCAGCGCUUCAGUCCCAAUACCAAGCUACUGGUCGCAAUUGGUGGCUGGGGUGACACUUCUGGCUUCUCCGAGGGAGCAAAGGACGAAGCCUCGCGCACACGAUAUGCCAAGAAUGUUGCUGCGAUGCUCAACUCAAAUGGAUUCGACGGCGUCGAUAUUGAUUGGGAAUAUCCUGGCGGCAACGGCAAUGACUACAAAAAAGUGCCAAACUCGCAGAAAGUGGACGAGAUUGAAACCUUCCCCCUCUUCCUUGCAGCUCUCCGUAAAGAAAUCGGCAACAAGACUCUCUCUAUCGCGGUACCCGGUCGCAAGCAGGACUUCAUUGCUUUCACUAAGGAGCAGGGCCCUAAGAUCUUCGAGCCUGUCGAUUUUGUCAACGUCAUGAGCUACGAUCUGGUUAAUCGCCGUGAUAAUGUCACCAACCACGCUAGCGGCAUCCAGGGAUCCCUGGACACUAUUAACGAGUAUCUUGCCAUUGGGGCUCCUCCCGCAAAGCUCAACCUUGGCUUUUCGUACUACGCUAGGUGGUACACCACCGACCCUAACUCCGACUGUGCUGUGAACCCUAUCGGCUGCCGUCUUGUUAAGCUCGAGAACGAUGAUGGAACGGACAAUCUCAAGUCUGGUGUCGUGACGUUUGAUAACACUAUUGCACCCGCACCUGCUGAUUUGAAAGAAAGCACCAAUGGCCUGUGUGGAUUCGAUGCGAAGGCCAAGUGCCCAUCAGGGGCCUGCUGUAGUUCUUCCGGCUACUGUGGUACUACCGAUGAGUACUGCCAGGCUGAGUGUCUAUCGGACUAUGGUACCUGUGCUAUCCCUGUCCUCACAUCAUGGCGUAAAGCCCAGCGGGAUGGCAAGACCGAUGCGAACGGUGGUGGUCAGUACUACUUCGACAGCGAGAACCACCUCUUCUGGUCGUGGGAUACCCCCGAUCUGAUUGCCCGCAAGUUCACAGAAAUCGUCACGGAAAAGAACCUCGGUGGUGUCAUGGCUUGGAGCUUGGGCGAGGAUACCUACAACUUUGAGCUCUUGGAGGCUAUGCAGAAGGGUCUCAAAUCUCUCUCCUGA